Molecule: messenger RNA, 657 nt
Organism: Diabrotica virgifera virgifera (western corn rootworm)
Lineage: Eukaryota; Metazoa; Arthropoda; Insecta; Coleoptera; Chrysomelidae
Exons: 3
Coding region: 31-645 (204 amino acids)
Source: RefSeq, a predicted model, not a curated record
AACGAUGAUUCUCAGCCAUGUAAUAAUUCGAUGACCAACUAUGCAGCUAUUUCAACAGAAGAAAAUAAUAUAGAGACACAACUUGAAACAACAGCAACUGAAGUACUUAUUGAUAUUGAUAGAGCACAUUUAGCAUGUAUCACUGCUUCUGUCGACCACAUUGAAAGCUCAAAAGGUAUGCAUGACUAUUAUUGUACAACGUAUACGAGGUAUAAAAUUGCAAAUACUAAUCAUGUAAAUAUUUUAGAAAACAUUGUCAAUCCACAAGUGGAGAAAUUAGAAGCAACAGGAAUAAUAUUUGUUGACAUGGGUACCCUUCCUGCUGAGGAAUCUUCUAGUAAUUGCCAAACUGACAUUUCAAAAGGAAACAUUGUGUAUUCACAACUUGAGGAAAAAAUAACAGAAGUGAUUGAUAUUGCUAGUCUGGACGUUUAUAUUUUACCUGAAGGCGAAUUAGUAACUAAUAAUUUAGUAGACCAGACAGAUGUAGCAGAAGAUGAAUUAGUAACUAACAAUUUAGUAGACCGGACAGAUGUAGCAGAAGGUGAAUUAGUAACUAAUAAUUUAGUAGACCAGACAGAUGUAGCAGAAGAUGAAUUAGUAACUAAUAAUUUAGUAGACCAGACAGAUGUAGCAGAAGAUUAAUUAGUAACUAAU